AUGGGUACAAAAACAGAUGAAAUUGAAGAACAAGAAUUGAAAAUUGAAGAAGGCAAUGGUAUUGUUUCAUCAAAAUUUGGAUCUUUUUGCUCUUCUCCAUCCGUGGUUUGUCUAGCACAAAAGUUAGUAGCUGAGGUGAUUGGUACAUUCUUUGUGAUAUUUGCUGGAUGUGGCUCAGUGGUGGUGAACAAUUUGUACAAUGAAACAGUCACAUUUCCUGGAAUAUGUGUUACUUGGGGUCUUAUUGUCAUGGUCAUGGUUUACUCUGUUGGCCAUAUUUCUGGUGCCCAUUUCAAUCCUGCUGUUACUAUUGCAUUUGCUAUUUAUCGCCACUUUUCCUACAAAGAGGUACCGCUUUACAUGAUUGCACAAUUACUGGGAUCAACCUUGGCUAGUGCAACAUUAGCAGUCAUGUUCGACGUUACACCACAGGCAUACUUUGGGACUGUUCCUUCAGGAACAGAUGCACAAUCAUUUGCAAUGGAAAUAAUCAUCUCUUUCUUGUUGAUGUUUGUCAUAUCUGGUGUUGCGACAGAUAGUAGAGCUAUUGGAGAAUUGGCUGGAAUUGCAGUUGGAAUGACUAUAAUGCUACUUGUUUUUGUUGCUGGGCCGAUUUCAGGGGCAUCAAUGAACCCAGCAAGAAGCCUUGGACCUGCACUUGUGAAGCAUAACUUCAAAGGAAUUUGGGUAUACAUUAUAGGACCCCCAAUUGGGACUAUUACGGGAGGAUUUGCUUACAAUCUUAUUAGGUUUACUGAUAAACCUCUUAGAGAAUUAACUAAAAGUUCGUCUUUUCUCAGAAGCAUGACCAGAAGAUAAAAACUUUUUUUCUUUUUUCUCCUAUUUUUUUUUUAGCUAUUUAGAUGAGGAAUUAUUGUGAAAUUAUAUUUAUUUUUGUAACACAUUUGCUUUUGGCUAUAAUAAUUCCUAUUAGAAAGCUAUUUAAAAGUUUGUAUGGGUAUGUUAUAUUAUAGUUAUAAUUUAUAUAAUCAUUAUAAGAGUAGUUAGCAUUGAAACGGUAGAAAUUUUUAUCUUUAAUUUAAUAAUGUUUUGAAUAAAAUCUUGUUCCUAAAAGUAUUUUUUAAAUAGAAGUUUACAAACACAGAU
This is a messenger RNA of Amaranthus tricolor (Joseph's coat), 1107 nucleotides long. RefSeq names its product probable aquaporin NIP-type. NCBI's taxonomy places the organism in Eukaryota, Viridiplantae, Streptophyta, Magnoliopsida, Caryophyllales, Amaranthaceae. Bases 1 to 819 code for a protein of 272 amino acids. Gene Ontology annotation, biological process: transmembrane transport. Gene Ontology annotation, cellular component: membrane. The record is from RefSeq and is a predicted model, not a curated record. The transcript is spliced from 5 exons. Gene Ontology annotation, molecular function: channel activity.